Molecule: messenger RNA, 2229 nt
Organism: Effrenium voratum
Lineage: Eukaryota; Dinophyceae; Suessiales; Symbiodiniaceae
Source: the annotation of a GenBank genome assembly
AUGGCUGCACUUGGGUCAUGGCCAGGGCUGCUCUUCUGCCUGGUCAGGGCACAGGCCGUGACCGAGAUCCUGGAAUGCUCAGGGCCUUGGUCAUCUCUGCGCGGGGAGCUUCAUCACUUGGUCAGCCGUCCAGAGAUCCGCGACGAAGCAGCUCUGGUCCAGAAGGCGCAGGUGGUGUCUGACGACUUUUUGAAUCACCUGGAAACCGGAGACUUUGAUGACUGUGUCUUGGGCCGUGCGGCCCUCCACAUCGUAGAAGCCACCCGUGGCAAGGAGGUACCGCAAUCGGACUUUCGGCUUUUCAGCGCUUUGGGAUGGCCUGCCUUGUUAAGCUCAGGGUGGCCCAUCUUCCAGCUGCUCUACUUGCACAGGCACCUGCCCGCGACGCAGCAUGAUCCUUGCCUGAGUGCCGACUAUGCAGGCGUUUUGAGCGAAGCGCUGGCGCACCGGCCGGCAGGGAUAGGCUUGACGGCGAGCAGCUUGUCCUUCCUCUUAACACCGGAGUCGCUUUCUUGUCCUUCGCUGGCGGCUGCGGCCGUUUUGGCUUUGGCCUGGGUCCGGCUGCCGCUCUACGACGUGGAGACCGAGGGCUUGGUGUUGCAGGCGCAGCGCAGGGUGGAGGCCGCGCAGGUGUCGCUCCCUUCGGCUGCCGGGCACCCGCUACUUGCCGUGGCUGCACGACUGGCAGCGGCACGACAAUUGGCCCAGCACUUGGCUAUGCCGGAGAGGGAAGAGAUGGAGGUGAGCAAAAAGCCGGGGCAAAGUGCGGAGUUUCGGCUCCUGCACAGCAAGUUGAUGGACCUUUCACUUGCGGAAGUGCGUGAGCUCGCCGCAAGAGCCGGGGUGCAUGCACCCACGAAGGCUUCCAAGCAGAGCCUGAUCAUCAGGUUGAUGAGCGAGGAGCACGUGGAGAAGAUCCAGGAUGUGGUGAGUCCAGAGCAGAUGGCACCCCCAGCCAUCAGCCCUGGCACCUUGCAGCAGAUUCACCUGCAUCUGGAGACAAAGGCAGCUGGGACACUUCCACAGGGCGUUGGUCGCAGAAGCCCACAGCAGCACCAGGCGGAAGAUAUAGAGAAGGCGACUUCCGAUUCUCCCUUGCAGAUUUGCGAUGUGCGCGCGCCCCUGCAGAAGCAGGCGAAGCGGCAGGGCUUGGCCGAGCUCGAAGUUGGCGCCAGGCUGACUGGGAAAGUGGUUGAGGUUUCGCUGCUUGAUGGGCUGCGCGUGGACAUUGGUGCAGAGGCUGAUGCCCUGGUGCCGGUGCCUAUGGAGGACCAGGCGCUUCGCGCCGAAGUCGCAGAGCAGCACCCCUUGGGCUCACAGCUGGAGGUCCAGAUCGAGGAUGUUUCAGAAGAUUCGGCACGGCGAUUCCCUGUGAUAUGCAGCCUGCCCAGGUCAAGCGUGCAGCUCCCGGAUUGGAAAGCUGUCGACAUGGCACUCAGACCUAGUCGGGAUGCCAGCACUCAAGGCCUCAGGGGCCAGGAAGUGGUCGAGCUGGAAGCUGUGGAUGACUGGCAGCCAGGCGAAGUGGAGCUGCAACGCCAGCACGACCGGGACCAGGAGGUGCCUGACGUGCCCGAGCGGCCACCCCCGCAAGUGGUGAUGACCAUUGGGCCUCAAGAGCUCCAGGCUGUCCAGGUGCCGGAGCAGCACCGAUUCGAAGCCAGCGAGGCAAGCGCCGAGACGCGUGCAGCCUGGGCCGCCUUUAUGGCACUGGAGGUGGAAGAUGCCAGGCUGCAGCGCCGCUGCCGGCGCCGCCUCUGCGCGGACCUGGCGCUGGCGGAGCGGCGGCUGCUGCAGCGCCUGGCUCCCCCGCGGCCCGUGGAGCUACUGGGCAUGGUCAAGCUGCCAGAUGGUCGCAGUUGCAUGCUGCCAGUAGUUGACGGCGACUGCCUCAAGUUCAGCAGCCGGCACUUUGACACACCGGAAGGAAUGGAAGAAUGGAUCCAAGACUGCCACAAAAAGCACAAAGCAGAAUGGUCAAUGUACCGCCCGGAGGUUGAGGAACCAGCUUCGCGACAGCUGGAACGAUUCUUUGCCUGUGCUGAUGUUUGCCACGCUCGGGCAGUUGAGGCAGCGGAGAAGGAGGAAGCUGUGAGGCUUUUCGAAGAUUCAGAUGACUUCGACCCGGAUGCUUUGGAGGAUGACAUUGCACGGAUGAUAAGCGCUACCCCUGAGCUCGAGGUGCAGGAGACUCUGGCCGAGAGGUAUUUCGCGAAGCAAAAGGCCUGA